This is a messenger RNA of Copidosoma floridanum, 2993 nucleotides long. It is a transcript of the gene MED26, whose product is annotated as mediator complex subunit 26. NCBI's taxonomy places the organism in Eukaryota, Metazoa, Arthropoda, Insecta, Hymenoptera, Encyrtidae. The record is from RefSeq and is a predicted model, not a curated record. Gene Ontology annotation, molecular function: transcription coregulator activity. Gene Ontology annotation, biological process: positive regulation of gene expression; regulation of transcription by RNA polymerase II. Gene Ontology annotation, cellular component: core mediator complex; nucleus; mediator complex.
CGCUGUGCAGCUGCUACUACUGGCACGAAGACGAUCAACAACACCUUGCGCUGCUUGUGCCGCUGCAAAGUAGAUACAGAGAGUCGUACCAAGGGAGUAGUGACAGAAAGGGAAGGAGAAUAUACAGCACCGCCGUCGCUGCUGCCCGCUUGUCGCGCACUGCCGCUGCGCACAGCACACGAACGGAGAGACACGACCUAUUACUACCACGACGGACAACUCUCCUAUCUACCCACAACCCCAUAUAUCUAUACAUUUUGUCAGCAUUGUUGUUAUUGUCACUACUACCAUUACCAUACGUAUAAUAACCCUACUACUGAGACUGAGGGACAGACGGACGGCCCGCGGAGCCGUGUCUGCCUCGCGACCGAGCUGCAUAUUUCGCCAUUUGGCCCCCCACGAGAGAGCCAACACGAGCCCGACACCUACGAGGACGUGGUGGAGGAGGAGGAGGUGCUGCAGCCGCCGCCACCGCCUCUGCGAGGGCUCGCUGCUCUGGUGGAACGCACCAUCAGCCGACAAGCCCCCCCGAUGCAGAAGUAUUUCACCGACCUCACCGAAAAGUUGUUGUUGUCCGUUGACCAGGAUUACAAUGUUACUAAUAUGGGAUUCGUUGUCGAAGUCAUCACGGCCUUGGAAAAGACUACCAUCACCAAAGAAGCGCUUGAAAGCACCAGGCUUGGAAAGCACAUUAAUGAGUUGCGUAGAAAAACGAGUAACGAUGCUCUGGCCAAACGGGCAAAAGACCUUGUGCGUAGAUGGCGAGGAUUAUUGUUACCUCCUGCACAAGCUACUCCACAGCCCACAGUUGCAGAUACGGCGCCGACGGUCUUCAAUGGAACCAACACGCAAAACCUAGCCCUAAGAAAUCUGAAACCUCAGAGCCCAGCAUUCAGAGGUCUCAAACCUCAAAGCCCUCUUUUGAAAACUACCUCUCUUAGCAGGGUUUCAAGCCCAUCUUUGUCGCUGCAUAGUGAUCAGUCACGUUCACCAGUCAUAUCUCCAAUCAAACCAUCCGUAACUCCCGUGAGUAAUCACAGGCUAAAUUCUAACUCUGCUCAGUUAGAAGUGAAAAGUAGCAGUCAAAACUAUUUGCAAGAAGCAGUGCCCAGGACUCACAGUUCAAACAAGCGGCUACGAAAAGAUGAAGUAAUUAUUAUUGAUGUCGAACCCCCAAUCAAAAAACAGCGACUGAACGGUGAAAUCUUGAGUGGUAACAAUAUAAACUCGCAAGUGCCUAGCCCUACCCUUAAAGAAAGGAAUCCAGAACUUAUAGAGCCUUCCUCCAAUGAUGAGAUCAAUGUAGUGAAAAAACGUGGUAGGAAGAAAGGUAGUAAGUCGAUAAAAAAACAAGUGUCUGUUGAGGACAGUGUAAAAGAAAAACUUGCUAGUUUUUCGCGAAAUCCGAAACUUAAAACGACUCAAGAGUUGCUAGCUGACUUGCAGGCUCGAGGUUCCAACUCAAUUGCCAAUCUUUUACCUAGUCAUGGUGUCAAUAACCCGAAUGCCAAGAGCGUGAGGAAUAAAAAAGACAGUGAAAACCACAAAUAUCUGUCUAAUAAUCACAACUAUUCCUACAAAAAAUUAUCGCCUGCGGAAAAAGGUAUCAAGCAGGAAUCCCGAAAGUAUGUAGAUUCGGAUUCUGUUGACGAUGAUACGCGAGAUUCGGAAUUAGCCACCGACGAUAAGAUAAAGACACAGGAUCUGACGGUCGAGGAGAUACUUGCCAAGUUGCCGCCAUUAGAUCGUGAUUCAAUAGAUUGGGGUGAGGAUGAAAAGUACGAUGCCCAAGCUGGUAGUGAAGAGGCUGAUGGUGAGGUAAACAAAAGUAACGUAGUGAAGUGGGAAAUUACCGAGGAUGACCUUGUGAGGUUACACCGCGAAUGCAAUGAAGGACUGAACGGAAAUUUUCAGCCGAAAUUUUGGUUUCCCCUUGAAAACAGUGAUUUAUCAAAGACUUGCAAUGAUGACAAUGAAGUGAAACUUGAAAUUGAUAGUGUUGUUGGCUUGCAAAGGCCUUUGGAUAGCCAUAAGGACGAAGUAUUUCGAGAAUGGCACGAGAUGCUCGCAAGGCCGAGCUGCGAUGGCCAAAUCCUCCACAUAUUGCCUUACGUUAUCAUCGAUUAGUUAUUAAAAUUGUUUUAAUAAAGCUUAAGAAAAACUCAUUAAUACUUGUACCAAUCGAGUCAUAUUGAUGCGUUGCAUCCAUAACUCUUGUCUAUCAAAUGAUCAUUCAAUUGUUUAUGUUUUUCCAUAUCAUAUAAUUGUGGCGAUAUCAUUUUUUUUAACUGGAAAAACCGAUUGUGUUAAGAAAUGUGCGUCACAUACCUAACUUACUAUUAUAAGAAAAAGAUGUUGACUUUUUUUCCUAAAAAUAAUUGUGAUGAUCAAUCAUGUAUUUUCUUUGCAUCGAGUUUGAGUUGGUUGAAUAUUUUGUUUUUGUUUAGUGCUUGAAAGUAUACUAAUUUUAAAAAAUAGUUCACAAAUCAAUCAAAGAUUACUUUCAAGUCAGAACUAUAUGUUAUGAAUAAAGCGUCCGGCAAAGAAUAGCAUGUGAUUACAUUGUUAAGUCUAUUAAAUUAUUUUUAAAGACACGUAAAGAAAGUAUUUAGGAAUUAUAAUGUCCUUUAAGUGGAUAUGAGACUCUCGAGACAUAAUUUCAAACGGAGAUAUAAAACGAUAAUUUUAUAUUGUUUUUCAAAUUUUCAGCGCUUAGUAUUACUACGGUUAUGAUGGAAAACGUUUGAUACGUCAUUUAUAAUUUCCUUUUUCUGCCAUUACAAAUAGCUGAUGGAGAAUCAAACUAUUUUGUUUACAGUUGAUUGUCAGUUUUUAUUAACGUUUAUAAAAUGGUCUAAAGCAAACAAAAUAUAUGAUAUGUCCAUUUUUCAUUCAAUUUAGUCUUUGUAUUAUUUCCUUGUAGAAAUUUAUCAUUAUAUUUUAUCAUAAAACUCAACCUUAACGUUUUGUUAAAAUAAAAUUUCUAUUUAAUU